Molecule: messenger RNA, 1494 nt
Organism: Exophiala bonariae
Lineage: Eukaryota; Fungi; Ascomycota; Eurotiomycetes; Chaetothyriales; Herpotrichiellaceae
Exons: 2
Coding region: 1-1494 (497 amino acids)
Source: RefSeq, a predicted model, not a curated record
AUGUGUCAAUUGUAUAUGACCUUGGCGCUCAAUGCCUUGCAGUGCUUUGCGGCUCAAGGACAUGCAUGUGAAGACUUGGCUAUGCAUGUUGCUGAUUACUCGAGCUUUUCCAUCACGAACUCCAGCCAAGUGUCUGCUCAGAGUAUCUCUUUCCCAUCUUUGAGUACUCUUACCAACGAACUGCCACUCUGUCGUGUCAAGGGCCAAGUUGGGUAUGGACUGAACAAUUCGAUUGGAGUUGAAGUGUGGAUGCCGUCCGCUGAGAAAUGGAAUGGCCGAUAUCUCGUUGUUGGCAAUGGAGGACUUGCAGGAGUCAUCGACUACGCAGGCAUGUUGCAAGAGGUGAAUGCAGGCUAUGCAGUCGCAGCAGGAGACUCUGGCCAUCUUCUAUCGAACAAUGGCAAUGGAACAACGGAAGUUGGACAGAAUAUUCCUUUCCUGCAGGACCAGGAACAAACAAUCGAAUGGAUACGUCAAUCAAUCGCCUCCUUGACCACGCCGACGCGUGACUUGGUGGAAAGGUUCUAUGGGCAGCCACCAUCGCAUUCAUAUUUCCAGGGAUGCUCGACUGGUGGAGCACAAGGCUUCGCUCUUGCUCAAUAUCAUCCUGAACUAUUUGACGGCAUCAUUGCAGGAUGUCCUGGAAACUGGUACAGCCACCUCAUCCUCAGUUUCCUGUGGAACUAUCUUGCAGCAAAAGAUGCAUUACUUGCCCAGGAUACCCUUACCUUCAUUGCAAAUGCAACAAUUAAAAGUUGUGAUGGUGCAGAUGGAGUCAUGGACGGAGUCAUCGAGAAUCCUCUUGAAUGUCAGUUCAAUAUCUCCCAGCUCCAGUGUGCUUCUGGGCAAGCACCAAAUACCACGGAAGGAGUUCAAUGCCUCACUGAGAAGCAAAUCGCAACCUAUAAAGCGAUCCGAGCUGGCCCCAAAGAAUCUGAUACUGGAAGGGUUGUGUAUCCAGGGUUUGAGUCAGGAUCCGAAAGCUUGUGGUUAUAUCAGGAGACAGUGUUGGCAUUCAACUACACCGUGCCCAUCAUCCAGAACUUGGUGUUCAAAGAUCUGAAAUAUGAUUAUACGUCCUUCAAUUUCAGUUCGGAGGAUCUCAAGUUGGUGGACUCGAGGGCCUCACCCUAUAUUGAUUCAAUCUCUCCUGAUCUGCUCGCUUACAAGAAUAAAGGUGGCAAGUUGAUCGUAUAUCAAGGUUGGGCAGAUCCGCUGAACGCACCGACCUGGCCGAUUAAGCAGCUAGAACAGACGGAUGCUUUCCUCACCUCACUGGGCAGUUUUGCAGGUAACGCAUCGGAGUUUUAUCGAUUGUUCAUGGUACCUGGAGGUGGUCACUGUGGCGCAUCUGCUCCAUAUCCACAGACACCAGGGACAUAUCAUGUUUUGGAUGCAUUGACUGCGUGGGCGGAGAAUGGGACAGCACCUCUUCAAAUUGAAAGCUCUGGGCCGCUAGACCACAGCAACAGGACAAGGAAACUGUGCCCCUGA